GUGGUGGCAGGCAGGCAGGCAAUUGGUUGGUUGGUUGGAGGUGACGGACCAUGCAAGGCGGGACCUCUCCGCGGAAGGUAAUGGUGGUGGCAGAGCCAACCCGUGAGUCGGCUGUUGCACUACAAUACGCUCUUUCCCAUGCGGUGCUUGAGCAAGAUGAAUUGAUUCUCCUCCACGUUGAAAACCCAAACUCGUGGCGAAACACAUUCUCUACGUUCCUUAGAAGGCCGAGUGUAGGCUCCUCGGAUGGAGGUGGAGGAGGAGGGGAUGUGGAUUUUCUUGAAGAAAUGAAGCAUGCAUGCAAGGCUGCUCAGCCCAAAUUGCCCGUUAGUGUAGAGAGGAUGGAAAUGGAAGGCAAGGACAAGGCUAGCGUUAUUCUUUUCCGAAGCAUCAUACUCGGGAUCGAUCUCAUAGUUAUAGGGCAGCGGCGAAGUCUCUCAACAGCCAUUUUAGGAUGUAGGCGGCAGGGAGGGUCUCUGAGAGGGACUAAAGGGAUAGACACAGCAGAGUAUUUGAUUGAGAACAGCAAGUGCACCUGUGUUGGUGUACAGAAAAAGGGCCAAAAUGCAGGCUUUCUUCUCAAUACAAAAACCCACAAAAAUUUCUGGCUCCUGGCAUAAAACCACCUCAUCAUCUAUCCGACUCGGCUCGAUUGAUUCACUCGUUUUUGUUGGGACACCAGAAACAGACCAAUUAGACUGCUUUGCGUUUGCCAAAUCAGCUAUGUACUAGAUUUAGUGCACUUUCAAAUUAAGACAUCUUCUGUUGUCUUUUCUCAGCUAUGUAUGAUUUUCUUUACACUUGAUGAACAAAGAUUGUACAUAAGUAGUUUUGGUCGCAUUUGUACAAUGAAGCAUUUUAUUUUACGAUUAAAAGAAGAAAACCAAAUAGAAAACAGACAACUAUCAAGGAAUGAAGAAAAAAAUUGAUUAUAUGAUAUUGCAUGACAUUGACAUAUAUAGCUUAAGAGCCAUGACAGACACGGGGUCAAGAAAAGAACUUUAGAGUUCAUCACG
Molecule: messenger RNA, 1016 nt
Organism: Corylus avellana
Lineage: Eukaryota; Viridiplantae; Streptophyta; Magnoliopsida; Fagales; Betulaceae
Product: Adenine nucleotide alpha hydrolases-like superfamily protein
Source: RefSeq, a predicted model, not a curated record